AAAUUCAUGCGACACGUUAAUCGUGACGUCACUAGAAAUAGAGGAAGACGCGAGACGCAAAGAAAAGUAAAUGAAAGGGGAUACAAGAGGGGAGGCGGGUCUGAUACCUAAUUAAAGAAUCUUUGCUUCCAGAAUGGAGGCCGAGGCAGACUCUGCUGCAGAGAUGAAUGGGCAAGAAGAGGCUGACAGUGAUGGGGAGGACAGUGCGAGUCAGUCCGACUCCGAGGAGGAGAGUUCUGAUAUGGAUGAUCUUGAUUGCGAGCGUCGCAGAAAUGAAUGUCUGGAUGAGAUGUGCCACUUGGAAAAACAGUUCUCUGAACUGAAAGAGAAGUUAUUUAAGGAAAGACUGAACCAAUUGAAAGCCAAGUUAGAGGAGGUUACCUCUGGGAGAGCAAUGGAGUAUAUUAACCCUUUAGCAGACCUGCAGAAGAAUAUGAAGAUCAGGAUUGAAGUUGCAGGUAUCUACAAGGGGUUUUGUCUGGAUGUUAUCAAUAAUCGCCAUGAAUGUGAGCUGCAGGGAGCAAAGCAACAUCUGGAAAGUGAAAAGGUCCUUCUGUUUGAUAAUAUGCAAUGUGAGCUGCUGGAGCGUAUCCAGAGACUGGAGGAGGACCGUCAAAGUAUAGAUAUCUCUUCAGAAUGGUGGGAUGAAGAAUUAAGAUCCAAAAGAAGCCGCAAGAAGUGGGAUCCCUUCCGAUCUGAGAAGAAGAGGAGAGUCCCUCUUGUGUCUGGUCCAUACAUUGUGUACAUGCUGCGGGAUCUGGACAUAUUAGAAGACUGGACUGCUAUCAAAAAGGCUAAGGCUGCAGUUUCGCCUCAAAAAAGGAAAUCUGACAAUAUAAAGGCUGAGAAGCAGCAUUUUAGCGCUCGCUGUGAAGAUGGCUGUCUGUAUUAUGAGGGAGAAAGCUUUACCAAAGGAGAAGCCAUUAUAUUAGAUAUGAAGGAUGAACCUCCAUCACAGGCUGUUAUAACGGCAGUGAGCACAGGGGAGGUUUGGCUGAGACGUGGAGACAGCAGCAAGACGAAAAUUUAUGUGUCGCAGCUACAGAAGGGCAAAUACUCCGUCAGGCGGGCAGGAAAAUAACGUUUGCUGGUCCUCUUUUAACCCCUUUCACGACAAAGCCCGUACAUGAACGGGCUCACAAUGCAUUGUCAUCAAUGGGUUCAAGGACAACACGUUGUCCUUAAGGGGUUAAUAUGCCUAGAUAUCUGCGGAUGAGGAUCUAGUUUGGGUUUCUGUAUAUUUAGAGAUGAAUCUGGAAUAUUUUGGUGUGUUUGUGUACUGGAUGCUAACAGGUGGGUUUAGUAUGUAUUUGUGCGUGCGUUGUACUGGAUGCUUUGUGUGGAUGGUGGAAACAUUUAGAGAGCUGGGACUUCUACACAACUCUUUAGUUAGAAUAGAAUAUUGGGUGUGAAAAAUAAAAAUGUGGGGAUUAGAAUAGGAUAUUGCACUGCUUUACAGAUGUAGGAUAUAGCUAUUUUCCUAUUAACUUUUUUAUGCACAAUUAAUUAAGAUAUAUGUAUUUUUCUAACCAGCCGAAUUAUUAUCCAUUAAAGAACUGCAUUUUAAACUA
This is a messenger RNA of Spea bombifrons (plains spadefoot toad), 1571 nucleotides long. RefSeq names its product BRMS1 transcriptional repressor and anoikis regulator (gene BRMS1). Gene Ontology annotation, cellular component: Sin3-type complex. Gene Ontology annotation, molecular function: histone deacetylase binding. Gene Ontology annotation, biological process: negative regulation of transcription by RNA polymerase II. The transcript is spliced from 11 exons. Lineage: Eukaryota; Metazoa; Chordata; Amphibia; Anura; Pelobatidae. Bases 134 to 1081 code for a protein of 315 amino acids. The record is from RefSeq and is a predicted model, not a curated record.